UCCACUUGGGCUCAACCACUCGUUCACAAGCUUUCGACUUGGACAGUCGCGUCCAUGCUCGUACAGUCGCCGAGAAAAUUUGUGUUGUGAUAAUGCAGUUGGCUGAUGUUUUGUGUUAUAUUGUUUUGACGAUAACAGUGACAGCAUCAUGCGCAAGAGCAGAAGAAAACAAGUCCGAAGUAGAAGAACCGCAAGCUGUCAAAAAAAUCAGCAAACGAGAAGCGACAGUUAUUCUUGAUAACUUCCCAAUGGACAGAAUAUUCCAGAAGCCUAAAGUCAUCUACAGAAGAAUAUCGAAAUCAAGAUAUGGACCUCCGAAAUCAAAAUAUGGACCACCGAGGCCAAAGAUUAAGCCACCCAAAGCAACCAAGAAACCUGGAAAGAAAGGCCGUAAAGGAAAACCAAAAAAGGGAGCUAUACCUAAAUUUGGGGUACAUGACUACAAAGCUGUAAAUAAUCUUAAUAAAAAGCGAGCAUCAAAACCUAAACCGAAAUACGGUAUUCCUAAAACGAAACCAAAUGGCAGACCGAGUUUUGGACAUGUUGUGAAAAUGCCCCAUUAUUCCUUCUUCGUACCUGAAAACGGAAAUUUCGGAGAGCCACCAGCGCCCUAUGUAAGAGAUCAGCCAUCGCAAAAACAUGGUUAUAUAGAUCCACUUGUUGACUCUUAUGGUGCGCCUGUGAAACCCAACCCAAUCAAUGAAGUUUAUUCAACGCCCCAAAGCUUCCAAGAAACAUCACCACCAUACGAAGCUCAAGAGUACAACAGACCGGACUAUCAAUGGUCAAACAAUAAAUUUGUACAACAGUCUGACACAGACUACGCUUUUAGUAAGAAUAGGCCUGCGUUUGCGAAGCAGCCUGUUUAUGUAACUCCACAUCCCAAAGAUUACAACGAUGACACAUUCGAUGCAGAUGCAGCUGAAAAGCAUAACGUGAUGCAAGAUAACAAAUUCUUCUUUAGAAGAAAGAGACCGUUUUACUUUGCUGAUUCAAAAGUUGUGAAUAGGCCAUGGAAGCCGAAUAAGCAGAAUGAAUUUGAAGAUGACAUUAUUGUGGGUGGACAGUACGCAGAGCCUCCGGCGAGGUUCCUGGCGAAGACACAGCAAUCACCGAUGUACGAUGAUGAUGAAGACGAGGAUACGUUCUCUCCGCUGCACGGCUACGUGGACAUGGACUUGCCUUCAUCUAACAACUCUCCGUACGUGAAUUACAAGCACAGCAACUUGGCGUUCAGUCCGCAGAACCUGAAUGAUGCAUUCAGUAUAGUAGACAAAUAGAAUUAACUUAAUGUUACGAUCUUAUCUGGGCAAUGAAAUGAGAGUGGGUGGUAGUGAACAUACGAGAGUUUGUGUGAUAUUUUAUGUGCGAAGUGACAAAAUUGAAAUGAAUCUUCAGUAGGUGUUAAAUGAUUCCCCCUUGAUGAACAAAGAUAAAAAUAAAGAUUAUAUUUAUGUGUCCUAACGUGACUACGCAAAACUGGACUAUUUAAAGUAUUUUUUCCACUUCUACCAAAAAUGGACAGACUAAACAACCGUUGGAGCUGUCGAAGAAUAAUGUUAGUAUUAAUAUUUGGUACCAUACUACUAUCGUAAUUAUUUUACUUUAGAUAAGUAGUGUAAACCAAGAUAAAGUACUCGAUUAAAAUAGAAUAGAUCAAGAGCGGACGACUGCCAGACCUCCGUAUACCAUAUUACAGACAUUGAAAUAUGAUCUGUGCUCAUUAUUUAUAUACGAGUACAGUUCACCUCUUACAGGACAAAAGAUUUGGACUCACUUGAUGUGCUAUGAUAAACAUUGGACCAUGUUGAUGUAAUUAACAGCAAAAAAAAUCGCAAGAUUAGGAUUUUGGUCUACAGAGACAUCGUCAGUAGUCAAUCAUUCAUACCAUAAUUCAUACCCAUGUAGUAUGGAGGUGUAUAAAAAGUUUUUUUAAGUAUAGGAGGUCUGAUAAUCUUCGAUUCUCUUUGAGAUAUCAUUCUUCCAAAAUGAUAACUUCUUAUGUGUGGUUCUUUUCAUGCUUUAUUGUCUCGUUCCAUUUUAUUCAUGUACAACGAGCUAGAUAUUAACUUAAUUCCACCGUAUUAUUAAAAUGCCUUCUUUAAAUUAAGUAAUUGUAAUUUGUAGAUAACAGAAAAGAUGUUAGGAAUUGGAGAACCCAAUACUAGCAUAAGUUGUUUAGCAGUAGUUACUUUUAUAUGAACUAUAUAUAUUAAAAGGAUAUAAUAAAUUAAAAAUG
Helicoverpa armigera (cotton bollworm) is the source of this 2239-nucleotide messenger RNA. RefSeq lists its product as uncharacterized. NCBI's taxonomy places the organism in Eukaryota, Metazoa, Arthropoda, Insecta, Lepidoptera, Noctuidae. The transcript has 2 exons. The coding region runs from base 93 to 1280 and encodes 395 amino acids. The record is from RefSeq and is a predicted model, not a curated record.